CGCGCAGCAGUCUACCAUAUUAUGAUGCUGCGGUGAUGGCUCAACCAACUCCCUCAGGCUCUCGUUCUGCUACUCCUGGAAGAGGACGAGGACGUGGCAGGGGUCGGGGUGCUGCCAUUCCGUUAGACAGUGUUGAUAUGCAGCGAGUCCAGAUGUUGCGGGCUGAACGACUCACGUCAGAGCAAGACAGGAUCCAGAGUCUUAGUCUUCAGGAGUCACAUCAGCUCCUGCAGAGAUGCCUUACCAGGGACCCCAGUCUCUUAUUCGACAUCAUGGCCACACAGGACACCCCUGCAGCAGCCCCCACUCCUAUCCCGGGUCAUCCUACCUGGUGUGUGUGUCUGCAUUGCAGAGAAAUGCCAACAGACAUAGAAAGCAAGUGUUGUGGACAACGUUCGAACAGUUGCAUUUCCACCCUACCCCAUUUUGAUAUGUAUAUUUUGGAUGAAGGGGUCCUUAGAUUAUCAAGGAGGGUCUGGAAUGACAUAAGGGCUGUCCAGGAUGCCCCAGAACCUGGUGAAAGCAAUAAACAGUUCCGACAUGCUGCCUACCGGCAAUAUGUGGUUUGGCAAUAUGGGUUCCUUGGCCCAGGACACAGGGUUGUCAUACCAAGCUGCUGUGUGUGUAAGAUCAGAGAGCAUUACCCAGAUCCACAUGGUCAGUAUACCGGGUUUGUAUCUAGUAGAGUUUAG
Paramisgurnus dabryanus is the source of this 692-nucleotide messenger RNA. Its product is annotated as P2X purinoceptor 7-like. The record is from RefSeq and is a predicted model, not a curated record. NCBI's taxonomy places the organism in Eukaryota, Metazoa, Chordata, Actinopteri, Cypriniformes, Cobitidae.